This is a messenger RNA of Lates calcarifer (barramundi perch), 1690 nucleotides long. RefSeq names its product tetraspanin-10. The coding region runs from base 36 to 1028 and encodes 330 amino acids. NCBI's taxonomy places the organism in Eukaryota, Metazoa, Chordata, Actinopteri, Centropomidae. The record is from RefSeq and is a predicted model, not a curated record. The transcript is spliced from 3 exons. Gene Ontology annotation, cellular component: membrane.
GGCACAGGGAGGGUUGUCUCCCAGUUUUUGACAACAUGAGGAGAUAUUUGAUGAUAAAAAAGAUUCCUUUGCCGUGGUGGAGGAGGGACAACACGCAGAAUGAGACCAGUCCACUCAUACCAAAGGCAGGCUCUGCAAAAGAGGAUGCUGCAGAGCUUGGCCAUGUCACCAGUGAAUUUCACCAAGCAGGGACAAACAAUGAACAGGACCAUGACAGCCCUGUAUUCACAAGGAUCCAACCCAACUACAGUUAUUCUUUGAUGGACUACUUCCUUAAAUAUUUCCUGUUCCUGUGCAAUCUGGUGUUCACAGUCCUGGGCCUUGUGGUUCUCGGCCUGGGUAUGUGGGGCCUCAUCAGCAAAGAAUCGUUUGCUCAGGAGAAGAUCGGCAGCAUCGGCACCGACCCGAUGCUGAUACUUGUGACUCUGGGCUUCGUGCUGACCAUUCUCUGCCUGUCGGGCUGCGUGGGCGCCUUGAGAGAGAACUGCUGCUUACUAAAGCUGUUCUCUGCCGCGGUGCUGGUGCUCAUCACAGCCCAGGUGCUGGCUGCCAUCUUGGCCUACAGUCUGCAAGAUCAGAUUGGGGGCUACCUGCGGUCUGGGAUGUUAGCUGCCAUGGCACGCUACCAGGAUGAUCUGGAUCUGAGGUUCAUCACGGAUGAGAUUCAGUCAAAUCUGCAGUGCUGUGGGGCAGAUAACUACCGUGACUGGGAGGUCAACAUAUAUUACAACUGCUCAGCUCCAGGAGUGCUGGCCUGUGGUGUCCCUGCGACGUGCUGCGUUGACCCUCUAGAAAACGGCACAGUGUGGAACUCCCAGUGUGGCGUUGGAGCCCAGCAGCUUGAUGAGUUUACUGCUCAGAGUGUGAUCUUCCUGGGUGGCUGUCUUGGGGGGAUCUCGCGCUGGAUCGAACAGCACGAAGGCCUGAUAGGAACGGUUAGCAUUGUCGUACUGGGGGUCCAGAUUGUGAUUCUGUUUAUCACUACAAGACUGCUGGAAAGCAUCCAGUGGCAUAAAGUUUAUAUGUGACGAAUACAACUGUAUAUCUAAUGACUGCUGACUGCUUUUGGAUUCUGGCCUUGUUCAACUUGAUUGCAAACACUCAGAUUACUGUGUCUGUUUUGCCAAAGGAAAAGAAAAAUAACUAAUCAUUUUAAAAUGUCGAGUUGGCUGACCAAAGUGCGUUAUUCUGCAGGCAAAAAUCCCUGUCCUGGUUCAGAAAGAAAUUCCAUCAAAAGAAUCAAAUUUAGGCAAGGCCUUUCCUGACUCUAAAUCUACAGAAUGUGUUUUAUACCUUUGUUGCACUGUAAAAACCUUCACUUCUCCUGGAAACAUCUUGUAUAUCUUCAUACCCUGGCAAAAGGCCAUCAGAUGAGGAGCCAGGCUAGCUGUUUCCCCUUGUUUCCCGUCUUAAUGCUAAGCUAAACUAACCAGCUGCUGGUUGUAGCUUUAUAUUUAUUCUACAGACAUGUGCGCAGAAUUAGUGUUAUAACUUUGUAACUCUUUGUAAGCACAAUUCUCCAAACUAUUCUUUUAAGAACUUGCAAAAUGCAAAACAAGAAACCCAUUCUAACUUAGUGGGAACAGGUGGUGAUUUAAUUGACCCUGAAUUACUUAUGCACUGUUCUCGUUAUUUUGUGGUUCACUUUUCUUUUAAAAAGGGACAAAUAAAGCUAUAUAAUGGAAAUUUC